UAGGCUUGUGCAGAUUGCGUGCACAAUGUAUGCCAGGUCCCAGCGGCGAUCUGUCAAGGUGCCCGUAUUUAUCUGCAAGGGGCUGGUCGCAUUUGUCGAUGCACAUGCUUACAGGCAUAGAGCGGCAACCGCAGGCAGGGUUACCAUGAGAGAGCCAAUCACAUCACAGCAAAUGAGAUCAGAUUAAAGCUAGAUCCGCUUCAAGGUGUACAUAUGGGUAGUCUUGCAAGCGACACAUCGGUUUCCCCACUCGCAGGCUCCCCACAUUACGUGCAUGAUCCCAACUUUACACGUUGCAAGAGCCAUACGAAAUGAUGGGAUCACAGCGUUUUGAUUGACAACCUCCAUCACAGAUUGUCACGCUCUGCCCCACCUCUGUGACUUAGCGGUGACCGCCGGGACAACCAAAAAUCAUCCGGAAACUCAACGGAAACCCUCACCGCCCAUCUCCUCCAUCUCCUCACCUACUCUACCAUCCGCAUAACAUAACUCACGGCUUCGCGCCUACGACCUUCCUUUUCCUUUCUCUUGCACCAACUCAAUUGUAUAACUGUACUGUUUAUGCUGCGAUGUCAGGUCCCGCACACAAGCACACUGGGUCUAUCUCUGUAACGCAGAACCAAAAGGCCCAACUCGCCAAUGCCUACAACGAGCUCGGGAAAGAGCUCUCUUCGAGUCGGAUUCGUGUGGUUGGGAAUUACACCUUGGGGAAGGUCAUUGGCGAAGGUGCCUACGGUAAAGUUCGCAUGGGCACGCACCGGCUGACGUCCACCCGCGUGGCCAUCAAGCAAAUCCCGAAGGAGGUCUCCGCGUCGCUCACGCGCGAGAUCCACCACCACCGGCAGCUGCAUCACACGCAUGUCAUCCAGAUGUACGAAGUCAUCGCGACGGAAUCGCACAUCUGGAUUGUGUCCGAGCUGUGUCUCGGCGGCGAGCUGUUUGACUAUCUCGUCGAGAAGGGCCGGCUCGCGGAGGACGAGACGAAGGUCAUCUUUGGCCAGCUAUGCCUCGCGGUGGCAUAUCUUCACGAUAAGGGCAUCGUGCACCGGGAUCUUAAGCUGGAGAAUGUGUUGUUGGAUGAGCGGUGUCGGGUCAAACUGGGUGACUUUGGGUUCACCAGGGAGUUUGAGAGGGGAGCUUAUAUGGAAACAUUUUGUGGGACGACUGGGUAUGCGUCACCCGAAAUGUUAGAGGGCCGAAAGUAUCUAGGACCAGAGGUGGACGUGUGGUCCUUGGGGGUCAUUCUCUAUGUUCUCUUAACAGGCACGCUCCCUUUUGACGAUGAUGACGAAGAUAUCAUGCGUAAGAAGAUCAUCGUUGGUGAAUUCGAAGAUCCUGAGUGGCUCUCUGAGGAUUCUCGAGAUCUGAUUAAGAACAUCCUCCAACGUGAUCCUGUGAAACGUCUUGCUAUUCCCCAGAUCUUGUCUCACCCAUGGUUCACUCGUGCGGUGGCGACCAGGACGGACACGGUCGAUUCGCAUCAAUCAUCGACCGCUUCUGUGUCGGAUGUUUCUGAUCCGAAUCCUUUCUUCUCGGAGGAGAAUUACUCGUCGACACCCACCACGCCGGACGAAAAGCCCGAAGACAAAGAGAAGACCACAUACAUACACCGCACAGCGAGCGAGCUGACGAUUCGAAAGACGGAUUUGGAGCUGCUUCACUCGAAGCUGGUGGCCAGUCUCUCGCCCACUGUUCAAGAAGAAGACGAAGUUUCGCCUCCUGCGAGACAGCCUUCGAGCAUGUCCUUGGGCCCACCGCCGGUGACGCGCACCCCAGCACGAACGAAACGGCGAUCGGUAUCAUCUGUGGUGUCGGAUCCGGAAGAACCUCCGGAAGAAACGCAGGUGUUGACUCCCGAUGUCCCAGCGGCUCCCAGUGAUCCGUCCCAGCCUCAGAUCAGUUUUGUGUCUAUGUUGGGCACUCCAGCCCCGAUGAUCUUUUCGACGCCCCUGGAGCGAGAGCUGUUGAAUUCGCUGAGUGUGCUAGGGUUGGAUACGGCGCAGAUCGUGCACUCUGUGUUGAGUGACGCGUGCGAUUCCGCCGGGGCCCUCUGGUGGAUGCUGAAACGACGGUCGGAGAAACAGACCACAACUCUGUUGGACGAACGACACGCCUCGGUUGGCACCCAGACUGAACCUCCGCGGGCCAAGACAAAUGGCUUCCCGCCCCAGUUGUCGUUUGUUCCUCCGACACCGACUGUCAUGUCGUCCAUGCGACCGAGUACGCCUCCGCAUGUCAUAUCCCCACGAGCCACAUCGCCUUCACCCAUGCUUUCGCCUGCGCCUUCGACGAUUCUGACGGGAGAGUCAUCCUCGCGGUCCCAUCCGUCAACGCCCGCCGGCAGUGUUAAAGACAAGGAAGGAAAAACUCGCAAGGGGCGGUCAGGAAGCGUCAGCAUCAUGCAACGGGCGACUACUGCCCUCGAGGCUGCUGGACUCGUCCGCAAAAAGUCGGCCGAAGUGAUCAAGGAGAAAGAGGAUAAACGGGAGAUGCCGGAGCGCAAGUCGAGUCUGGGCGAGAGCUCUCAUGCUAGCGUUGCGCCGUCGACAUCGUCAAAACUGACGAAGUCUCCGCCGCUCAGGCCGUCGAAGGACAAAGAGCCGUCGACACCGCCGCCGCAUAUCGACAUUCACCCGAUGGCCGGCUCGCCUUGGGUCUUGACAGGCUCACGCGAUUCGCUGCCACAACACGCUCCCACACCUGCCAAUUCUCCUGGCCCAGAUGUUCGUCCGUCAGUUUCUGCGCCAAACAUUGUCGAGAAUGGAUCGACGGGCAGCAAAGGGUCUCAUCGUCAUCGGGCGAAUCUGCUGACCACGUUCCGGCUCUGGUUCCAGGAUGAGCGCAAGGGCAAACGAAAACAGGGAUCGGCCGUCGCAUCGAGCACCGGACCACCGCUCUCUCGCAGCAGUUCGCAGGCUUAUCCGCCAUCUUCCAAGCGCGGGGGACGAUUCAAUUCGCGAGGACAUCGGCAGAGGCCAUCGGCAUCGUCUAGACGAUCAAGCAGUGUCAACUCACGCCGCUCCUCGAUCACGUCGGUCCAAAUGAUUGUGCUAGACUCGCCCCAAGUGACGGGUCGCCGCUCGCUAGGCAGUCACACCCCGAACUCGGAGCGAGGGGAAUUUAUCUCGUCCCGCCCGUCGUCCAUCCGCAGUUUCUCGAUGCAACGCCACCGCAAAUCGCCGUCUGCCAGCUCCGGCGAGUUCCGAACUGCAUCACCGAUCCAGAAGUACCAUCACCGGCACGGCAGUGGCUCAUCCACGCGAGUUGUCAGGCACAUCCAGACGACGACAACUUCGACGUCCCGCCCGCCGCAUAAGCGUUCCAACUCGGGGGCAUCAUCAACGCAUUCGCCGGCGUCGUCGCGGCCAGGCUCAUUCUACGAGCUGCCUCAGUUGCAGAGAUCGGCAUCGGACGUAGAGACUUUCAGGACUGGAUCACCGUUCAAGCCCAACUCAAGACCGCAUUCUCGGACACGUGGCUCAUCUGUCGAUGAGACGCGCAGGACUAUCAGUACGACGACGACCAGCACGACGUUCAUUGCGCAGAAACGAACGGGCGCCUUUGCAUCCGCGUCUGGGUCCAUCGGGCGCUCAAGUUGGAAGAAGUCGUGGGGUCUCGAGCCGCCCGGGUGGCAGUCGCGCACUGGCUCGGUGCCCGUUGAGGUGCUGGCCAUGUCGCCCAUCUCAGAUGGCACGACCAUCCGGGACGUGUUCUCCAACUCGACCAGGCAUGGUCUGGGGCUUGGUGGUCCGACGCUGGGCAUGUCGGCUGGAGAUGAGAGUGACUGGGUGGAUGAGGACGACGAUGAUAUUCCCAUGUUUGCUGGAGGUCUCGGCCAGGUUUCGUCUAAAUCGGGUUCUUCGUCGUACCCGGCGAUGGAAACAGUUUCGCUGUCCCCUGCACCCCGAAGUCACCGCGCCUCCGGCAAGCGUACUGGGGGCAGUACAACGACCACUGGCGCGGCCAAUAAUACUGGGUCGCGCCAGACUGGGAAGGGCCACUCGCCCAUGGUCAAUACGGCGCCGCUGCCGUCAGAGCCGCAUUACGAGUCAACGUCGCGGCGGCAGAUUCCGAACCACGGUGGACGGAAUGGCCCGGCUGCGAUUCAGGAGGAGGAUGAAGGCGAAGAGGAGGACGAGUGAUCUGCCGUGGCCGUGCCAUGUGCGGUGCGAUAUCGUGUGCUGUUUUGUGGUCUGUAUUUAUGCUACGAUCCCGCAAAGACGUUUUCCCUUCGCUUUCAGUCCGAGUACAUUACCAUUUUACCCAUCUUCUAUGUCAUACCAUCUUACUGUAGUAUAUCCUAUAAAUUUUCUGCGUGAGCGAGGUGUGGAGUGUGGGUGUGUUGAGCAAGUAAUACAGCAUGUAAUGUACAGUGCGCUCCUUAUGAGUAUCUGAUGUCCUAUAGGCUACUUGCUUUCCUGGCGCAGGUGGUCGGUUUACCUGUCUGCGAGGGUUGCGACGCACCAAACAUGGUGCCCAAACUGGCGCGUAGCGAAUCGUACACAGCUUGAUGCGGCGCAGGAUGGAUCGAGUUGAUUGUGUGGAUGUGGAUCAGGCCAGUGAGGGGGGAGAAUGUGUAGGUUGAGUUUCUGAAACGAAAGAGUGGGACCAAUGGUGAGUUCCCAUUCAGUCAGUCCCGGAGAGCACCACUCACACUUCCCAUUCUCCAGCGGCUCCACUGACGCGCGCAACCCCCGUAGCGGAGAGCCCGAUGGACAGGGUCUUCUCACGAGAGUGGCGUGUGGUCGACGGCGGCGGGGCGACGACGCUCACCUUGUUCAGCACGACCCUGAGAUCAGAGUACAGCGCGUGCAUCGUGUGGCGCACGAACACCGCUGACGCGAGGUACAUCGGCAUGCCUGUGGGCCCAUUAGAGAACAGCGUCUCAAAGCAAGAGUGACUGGAUAUAUGCCUUCGAUGGUGAGCGUUUUGGGCAACGGCGCAGGGAGUUCGACUGGCGGCGUGUACGACAGGCGGAUGUUGGAGCUGUAUAUGUUUGAGCUGGGAUCCUCCUUGUCGCGCUCUCCCGCGGCGGACGUCCCAGGGAGCCGUACUUGCACGAUGCGGGCCGGAAUGGGGCUCCCCGUCGCGUGGUCGAUCGACGUCACCAGUCCCGUCGUGAAGAAAUGUGGGAGUGUUUCUUGAAGAACGAAUAUCGCGCGUCCUGCGGAUGCUCUCUUUUGAGUCCACCGUUGCCAUGAAGUACCGCACACUAUACCGCACCUGUUCUCAGGUCCCAUUCCUGGUCAGAUAUCGGGGGCGGUUGAUUCGGGUCCGGCAACGAGUCGGGUGGUCGGUUGGAGCGCAGGCCGAGCGCGGCGACCGCCGAGUUGGCACGUGCACCAAGUAUACAGUAAUUUCCACCAGGAGAAGGAUUGCCUUUAUUCGGACGCAGACGACAAGCCGAGCGCAACAUUUGCUGCAGAGCUCAUAACCGCGUCCGGCAGAUGUGUUCGUGUGUGGCUUCGCUGCCUGAUCCGAUUACACAAGCGCAUCACCGACCGGAGCAAAUAGUGCGAGACAUCUGAGUACAAUUACAAGCGGAUGUGAUGCUAUGCAUGUAUCAACUAAAAAAUGCGCCAGCGACGCCAGCGAGGGUGCUGGCGACCGUAUUAGGAUCCAAGCCCGACACCAGCCCUGAUGCGAUGGUGCCUGGAUCCACACCCAGCGAGCUCGGGUCAAAACCAAUGCCGCCAGUGUUCAACGAACUUGGAUUGAAGCCCACGCCACCGGUGUUGAGAGAGUUCGGGUCGAAUCCUCCAGUAUUUCCAGUCGGGAAAAAGUUCUGCUGGGGUUGGCCGCCGAGAAUGUUCUGUUGCUGCUGCUGGCUGUAUGUGUGGUACAGCUGGCCCAGUCCAUGGAUCGCCGAAGUAGCCAUCGAUCCGCCUGACCCGGGAGAGGUGGGAGACGCAAGACCGCCCUGAUUCGCGGCGAAUCCCGCUGCAGUCCCACCGGCCGCUGCUGCGAAACCAAGGGGCGCAGAGGAGGAGUUCACGGGACGAAGUGUUUUACUGACUGUGGUCACAUCGCCAACCCAGUCAUUUGGUAUGUUCCACGAUGCGGAGCCGUCUCCGUACGCGACAUAGUACUGUCCAGCCGCAUGAGGAUUUAGCGCCACGAA
This is a messenger RNA of Mycena citricolor, 6121 nucleotides long. Lineage: Eukaryota; Fungi; Basidiomycota; Agaricomycetes; Agaricales; Mycenaceae. The record is from the annotation of a GenBank genome assembly.